GAUGAUUCGACAAUGGACUAUGGCUUGAAUGUAUAUUACGUGUACGGCAUGUAUGAGAAAGAUUUGGCGAAUACUCAACGCAAGCCAAGUAUGUAAGAUAUAUUGAACCGACUGUAAGUUGUAAAGAAUCCCCCAUAGUUUUCCAAUAGCCUAAAUUAUUCAAUUAAUUAGAAAAGGGUAUUACUAUUGGAAAAUCAAUUAUUGAGUUUUAAGACCUUAAUCUAUUGCACUCAUAACAUUUGCUGAUCAGAUACUACCAGAUUGUAAAGGAAAUGUACCCGCUGGAAGAGGGUGAAUCGCCCGAGAUCUACCAAGACGAGACUCAUUUGGACACAUCAGCUUUUUACCGCCAGUUCAGUCAGAACUAUUGCGAUGUCCGCGCUCUGAAUUCUUGCUUCCCCUACCAGAACGAAUACCUCGGUAAUAGCGGUCGUCUAGUGAUCACACCACUGACAGAUAGAUGCUACCUGACGUUGAUGUGCGCGAUGCACCUCAAGUUUGGUGGAGCUCCCGCCGGUCCUGCUGGCACUGGCAAGACGGAGACCACGAAGGAUCUGGCGAAGGCCCUGGCAGUUCAGUGCGUUGUGUUCAAUUGCUCCGACCAGUUGGAUUACAUGGCAAUGGGGAAGUUCUUCAAAGGAUUGGCUGCAUCUGGUGCUUGGGCUUGUUUCGACGAAUUUAACAGGAUUGACAUCGAAGUGCUUUCUGUAGUUGCUCAACAGGUGGUGACCAUUCAAAAGGCGCAAGUUGCUCGGUUAGAUAAAUUCAUGUUUGAAGGUUGUGAGCUGCCUCUAAAAGCUUCCUGUUCAGUGUUCAUCACCAUGAAUCCAGGAUAUGCGGGUCGUACGGAACUACCGGACAAUUUGAAGGCCUUGUUUCGGCCGAUAGCUAUGAUGGUACCUAACUAUACGCUCAUCGCAGAGAUCUCACUGUUCUCAUAUGGUUUUUACGAAGGCAAAAUUCUCGCUGGCAAGAUCACUACGACUUUCAGGCUCAGUUCUGAGCAGCUGUCAGCACAGGAUCAUUACGACUUCGGCAUGCGAGCGGUAAAGACCGUGAUUCUCGUCGCGGGCAACUUGAUCCGGCAGAUGCCUGAUGCUGAUGAGCGUCAGAUAGUGUUGAGAGCUUUGAGGGACGUCAAUGUGCCCAAGUUCUUGGCCGAUGACCUCAUAUUGUUUAAUGGUAUUAUUUCGGACUUGUUCCCACGAGUGGAGAUACCUAUAGUAGACUACGGUAUUAUGGAGCAGUCCAUCAGGAAUAUGCUUGUCAAGAGGGGAUAUGACGACCUGUAUACGUUCAUAUUCAAGAUAAUACAGCUUUAUGAAACGACUGUAGUGCGACAUGGCUUGAUGUUGGUAGGCCCCGCGGGCUCUGGAAAAACCAAGUGUUACGAGAUUCUACGUGAUGCUCUCACGGCGAUAAAGGGCAAACUGGCACCGGACGGGUUUCCCUUCACGCCGGUACACACUUUUGUCGUAAACCCAAAAUCCAUUACCAUGGGACAACUGUAUGGUGAAUUCGAUCUUCAGACGCACGAGUGGACGGAUGGUAUAUUGUCGAGCUUGGUCCGGUGUGGAAUAGCUGUUGAAGACUUGGAUAAGCGCUGGUAUAUCUUCGACGGACCUGUUGAUGCUGUGUGGAUUGAGAAUAUGAAUACUGUAUUAGACGACAAUAAGAAACUGUGCCUCUCCAGCGGUGAAAUUAUGAAGUUGACAGAUAGACAGAGGAUGAUAUUCGAAGUGGCUGACUUGGCGGUAGCUUCGCCCGCUACCGUUUCCCGUUGCGGAAUGGUGUAUUUAGACGCCAAAGUUGUAGGACUACCACCGCUUGUGAAUGCUUGGCUGAAGAGUAAUAUUCCACCGAUCGGUGAUGCCCUACGGAAAAUUUUACCAAACUUGAUAAACAUAUAUUUGUACCCUGCACUGGAAUUGCUGAGGUCUAAACUGCAUGAGAUUGUGAUAUCCAUCGACUCUGCUUUGGUGCUUAAGUUUCUGGAACUCUUGGACUAUCGGUUGCGGCCACUCACGGGAAAGGAUGACCGGCCGCCUCCAGGAGCUCAGUUUAUAGCGAUGUUGCCAAGACUAGCUCCAUGCUGGGUGGUUUGGGCAGUUACUUGGUCUGUUGGUGCAACUUGCGAUCACAACGGCCGCGCCAUGUUCUCUGACUUCAUGCGGUCGGUAAUGGAUGAAAACAACUUCAAACCUGCCUUCCCUAAGGAAGGAAGAGUCUAUGAUUACACUUUGCAUGAUGGUGGGUUUACUGAUCCUACCGAAGACGGCGAGCCUGCCAACCCUUACUGGUACAAUUGGAUGGCUAAUCUAGAAGAAUACGAAGUGGAUCCCGAGUGGCAAUUUGCUGAUAUUGAAGUGCCGACACUAGACAACGUUCGUAGUGCGGCGUUACUCGGCUACAAAAUAACUAAUUACAAUCACGUGAUAUGCGUGGGACCGACCGGAACUGGCAAGACGGUUACUAUUACAUCGAAGUUGUCGCGUGGACUCCAUAAGAAGUUCAUCUGCGAGUUCAUCGUGUUCUCCGCUAGGACUUCUGCGAAUCAGAUUCAGGAUGUGAUAGACGGUAAACUGGAGCGUCGACGGCGCGGAGUAUUCGGUCCUCCACCCACCAAGCGACAGGUGUUCUUCAUAGACGACCUCAAUAUGCCAGCGUUGGAAGUCUACGGGGCUCAACCGCCUAUAGAGCUCCUAAGACAAUUCAUGGACUUUUCUGGCUGGUAUGAUCGCACCAAUAUUGGUGAUUUCCGUACAUUGGUGGACGUGGGUAUAGUAGCCGCUAUGGGUCCCCCUGGUGGUGGCCGCAACCCCGUAACCAUGAGGUUGAUGAGGCACUUCCACUAUAUCUCCUUCACCGAGAUGGAGUAUGCUAGCAAGUACGCAAUAUUCAACACCAUUCUGUGCUCGUGGACUCGCUUCAUAGACAAGAACGUGAAGGUUCGCGAAGGGCCCUUCUUAAAAGCUUCCAUUGAGAUAUUUACCUCGCUGGUUGAAGAAUUAUUGCCGACACCGACUAAAUCUCACUACACAUUUAACUUGAGAGACCUCAGCAAAGUGUUCCAGGGUAUUUUGAUGAUGGACGCAAACCAAGUGAAGGACGAGGACGAUGUGAUUAGACUGUGGUAUCAUGAACAUCAGCGAGUUUAUCAAGAUCGGCUUGUGAAUCAGGACGAUCGUCAAUGGUUUAUUAAUUUACUAAAUGAGAAGAUUCGCACGGAAUUCGGAAAGAAGCCUGCGGAUGUGGUUGGUGGGCGAUUGAUGUUAUUUGGGGACUUCAUGGAUAUUGGGACCGACGACAAGAAAUACGUGGAGAUCACUGACCAGGCAGAGCUGGACGAAGUGUUGGAUCACUAUUUGAUGGAAUACAACCUGUCUACUACAGUGCCCCUGGACUUGGUUCUGUUUGAGGAUGCUAUUGCCCAUUUGUGCCGCCUAGCGCGUAUCAUGAGACAACCUAUGGCCAACGCUUUGUUGCUUGGAAUGGGUGGAUCAGGACGUCAGUCUUUGACUCGAUUAACGGCAAAUAUGGCGGAGUUGACUUGCAUACAAAUUGAAAUCACCAAGGCAUACGGGCAAACCGAAUGGCGUGAUGAUCUAAAACAGACCAUGAUGAAGGCUGGAGCGGACAAUAGAGGCAUCGUAUUUCUCUUCUCCGAUGCUCAGAUAAAAAUGGAGUCAUUCCUAGAGGACUUAAACAAUAUUCUAAGCUCCGGUGAUGUGCCUAACAUAUACGAGGCGGAAGACCUGGAUAAGAUAUACAUGUCCGUUCGCCACGCGGUAAUGGAGAUGAAUCUACCGGCUACCAAGACGAAUUUAUUCGCGUGUUACCAGCGAAGAGUGAGGAGUAAUCUACAUAUGGUGGUUGUCAUGAGUCCAGUUGGCGAGAUAUUCCGUGCACGUCUACGUCAAUUCCCGUCGUUGGUAAAUUGCUGUACCAUAGAUUGGUUCAGCGAAUGGCCGAAGACAGCGCUAGAAUCGGUUGCGAAUCAUUUCUUUGACAACAUGGUCGAACUGCAGACGACUGAUGAGGUCAUUGAAGCUAUGGUGUCGGUAUGCUGCUUCGCCCACCAAUCUGUGGUGGAAGCGAGUGCUUUGUUCCUCGCCCGUCUCAAUCGUCUUAACUACGUGACGCCGAUGUCUUAUAUGGAGAUGCUUGGCGCGUAUGCGGAGAUGUUUCGCAAGAAGCGAGCGGCUAUAUUGACAGAGUCUAAUGCACUCAAAACUGGAUUGAACAAACUAAAUCAGACGGAGGUUGAAGUGAAACAGCUACAGAUAGAACUUGCAGAGCUGAAGCCGAUGAUGGAGAAGGCAGCAGCCGAGACCAGACAGGUCAUUGAGCAGAUCGCCAUCGAUACGGCUAUUGCGGAAGAGGCACGUAUUAAAGUUGAACGUGAACAGGCGAUAGCUGAGAAAAUGGCCAAGGAAACCACAGCUAUGGCUGAAGAUGCACAAAGGGAUUUGGAUGAGGCGAUGCCAGCGCUUCGUGCAGCUGAGAAAGCACUACAAGAACUAAAUCGUAACGAUAUCGUUGAAGUGAAGGCGAUGAAGAAGCCACCAGCUGGAGUUGUGCUCGUCAUCGAAUCGCUUUGUGUCGUCUUUGAUAUUAAACCGAUUAAGGAACCUGGGCCAUCCUUCGGUGAGAAGAUACUGAACUACUGGAAGCCAGGAUCGCAAAUGUUAGCAGACCCCACCGCAUUUCUAGACUCGCUAAUGAAGUUCGACAAAGACACCAUAACCGAAGACAUGAUCAAGAAGCUUAAGAGAUUUAUACAGAACCCGGACUAUGAACCAAUGAAGAUCCUCAAGGUUUCCAAAGCCUGCCAGUCGCUUUGCAUGUGGGUACACGCCAUGUAUAAGUUCUACCACGUGAAUAAAGCGGUUGCGCCCAAGAAGGAAGCUUUGGAUCGCGCCACUAAAGAAUUGGCCGCUGUCGAAGCGAUGUUGGCAAACGCAAAGGCGAAGAUGCAAGCAUUGUUGGAAGGCAUAGCAAAGUUGAACGCUUACCUUCAGGAGAAGGAGGAGGAGAAACGGAAGAUGGAGGAAGACAUCAAUCUGUGUCUCGCACGAAUGGACCGCGCUAAUAGGCUAUUGAAUGGUUUGUCGAGUGAGCGUGUCCGCUGGAUCAGCACAAUCAAGAAGUUGGACGUGGAUAUAGUCAAUUUGAUCGGAGAUAUUCUUAUUAGCGCCUGUGCUGUUGGCUAUAUUACACCAUUUACUGACGAGUUCAGGAGGGAAUUGCUCUCUCAGUGGAUGACCCAUAUGGAGGAAGUUGCGGUGCCUCAUACUAGUGGUGCUACGCCUUUGUCCAUUCUUGGUGAUGCUGUGUUAAUUAGGAAUUGGCAAAUGUACGGUCUACCUCGGGACCCUCUCUCUGUGGAGUCAGCUGUACUGAUGUCGAAUUCCAGACGUUGGCCGCUCAUUAUCGAUCCUCAGACUCAAGCAAAUAAAUGGAUUCGAGCUAUGGGUAAAAUCGAAGGUCUGGUGGUAUGUAAGCCUAACGACAGAGAUUUAUUGAGGAACUUUGAGUCGGCGCUUCGUUUCGGUAAACCGAUUUUGUUGGAGAACGUUGGACAAGAGCUGGACCCUGCCUUGGAUCCUGUGUUGAAGCGGCAAUACUUUCGUCAAGCCGGGCAGUUAGUAUUGAAACUGGGCGACUCGCUGAUUCCAUAUAUGGCUGGCUUUAGACUAUACAUUACCACCAAGUUGCCCAAUCCAAAAUAUACCCCCGAAGCUUCUGUCAAAGUGCAAAUCGUUAACUUUGCGCUCGUACCAAGUGGUCUAGCCGAACAGUUGCUCUCCAUCGUGGUAGCUCAAGAGCGCCCUGAUUUGGAAGAGUUGCGUGGUCAGCUAAUCGUGUCGAGAGCCCAAAUGGCUUCUCAAUUGGCGGAAAUGCAAGCGGACAUAUUGUACGGUCUAUCGAAUAGUGAAGGAUCGCCGGUGGACGAUCUACCCCUCAUCCUGACCUUGGAAGCCAUCAAGAUAAAGAGCGCGGAGAUCCUUGUAAAAGUAGAAGAUAUUGAGAAAACAACUACAGAAAUAGAGAUUGCUCGUGAAGACUAUAUCCCUGUCGCCAAUCGCGGGCAGAUUCUGUUCUUUUGCCUAUCGGGCAUGGCCAACGUCGACCCAAUGUAUCAAUACUCUUUGGAAUGGUUUGUCAAGUUGUUCAUAAGGAGUAUGGCAGAGACGGAACCUAAUGAGGCAAUAAUGGAACGCGUGGAGACUAUCAUUGACCAUUUCACAUUUUUGCUGUAUACGAAUGUGUGUCGGAGUCUAUUUGAACGUCACAAACUAUUGUUUGCGUUCUUAUUGUGUGCUCGAAUACUGCUUGACCGUCAUAUUAUACGGCAACAGGAGUUUGACUUUCUGUUAAACGGCGCGAAGAUUGAAGAGGAAUUAGAGAACCCCGAACCCAAAUGGAUAUCGCCACGUAUGUGGCUGGAUAUGCAGCAGCUAGCUUCACUGCAAACUAUGAAACAAUUCGUCUUAGAUGACUUUCUACAGCAAAUCAAGUUCUUCAAGACUUACUACGAUUCUUACAAUCCGCAAAGAUUACCUUUCCCGAAACCUUUGGAUUCGCAACUGGAUGCCUUUCAAAAAUUACUUGUGCUCAAGUGUCUACGACCAGAUAAAUUAGUACCUGGGUUGCAGGACUAUGUAGUGGCGGGUAUGGGAGCUCGUUUCGUAGAGCCGCAACCGGCUGACCUGGCCGCUUUGUACGCAGAGUCUGAUCCGUUGGCUCCAAUCAUCUUCGUACUCUCCACUGGCACCGACCCUGCCGCUGACCUACUGAAGUUUGCGGACAAGAUGAAGAUGGGGAAGCGAUUUGAAAGCAUCUCAUUAGGACAAGGUCAGGGUCCACUAGCGGAGAACAUGAUGAGAAUCGGUUGUGAUUUUGGCAAUUGGGUGUUUUUCCAGAAUUGUCACCUGUCUCCAUCUUGGAUGCCCGUACUGGAGUUGAACGUGGAGCAUAUUCAACCGGAGUUAGUGCAUAAGGACUUUCGUCUUUGGUUAACAUCGACACCUUCACCGCAGUUUCCUGUCGCCUUACUGCAGAAUGGAUACAAAAUGACAGUUGAACCCCCCAGAGGGAUCAAGGCGAAUUUGCUAAAGGCCUACAUGAAUCAAGUUCCUGACUUCAUGGAUUAUUUCAACUCUAAUGACAGCAAAGUUCCUAAUUUUAAGUGGCUACUGUUCUCUCUAUGUCUGUUCCACGGAGUUGUUUUGGAACGACGCAAGUUUGGCCCCCUUGGGUUCAAUAUUCCGUAUGAGUUUACCGAUGGGGACCUAAGAAUCUGCAUUUCUCAGCUGCACAUGUUCCUUACUGAAUAUACCGAGGUACCGCUCAAGAUGUUAACUUACACCGCGGGCCACAUUAACUAUGGUGGACGCGUAACAGACGAUUGGGAUAGGCGCUGUCUGCUAUGCCUUCUCGCCGACUAUUACUCUACCAGUGUUCUCAGUGAUCGCUUCAUGUUCGACGAAAGUGGAGCCUAUAAACAACAACCAUCUGCGGCUAACAUAGAAGACUAUACGAAGUACAUCCGAACUUUGCCCUUGAACGAUGACCCUUCACUUUUCGGUCUUCACAGCAACGCCAACAUCAGCUACGCCAUGUCUGAAACUAAUACUUGCAUCAAUACACUGCGUAAUCUUCAGCCAAAGGAAGUAGCUGGAGGCGGUGGUAUGACCGCUGAAGAAAUGACUGAGCAGGCGGCUAAAGAAAUAUUACAGGUGCUGCCAGCAGAGCUAGAUUUGAAGUACAUCGCUUCAACUUACCCAGUGUCGUAUAAAGAGUCACUCAAUACCGUGUUGAUUCAAGAAGCAAUACGAUACAAUCGCCUUUUGGUUGCAAUCAUGAAUUCUCUCAGAGAUUUGUUGAAAGCACUCAAAGGAUUGGUAGUGAUGUCGGAAGCUUUGGAAAGUAUGGCUUCAAGUUUGGCCCGAAAUGCUGUGCCUGCCAUGUGGAGCUCUAAGGCUUACCCUUCACUCAAACCACUAGCGGCGUGGGUGAAAGACCUUUGCUUGCGCGUAGAGUUUAUGCAGCAAUGGGUGGAUGGUGGUAUCCCGAAAGUAUUCUGGAUAUCCGGGUUCUUCUUCCCGCAGGCGUUCCUCACGGGCGCUCUGCAGAAUUACGCGAGGAAACACGUGAUUGCCAUCGAUACUAUCGCUUACGCGUUCGAAGCUCUCGCUGUCGCACCAGCCAAACGGGCUGAAGACGGAUGCUGCGUACGUGGAUUGUAUUUAGAAGGAGCGAGGUGGAACAUGGGCGAUAUGACUUUAGAAGAGAGCAGGCCUAAAGAGUUGCAUACAGAAAUGGCAAUUAUCUACAUGAAACCCGAACAAAAUCACAAGUUGCAGCAAGGCCUAUACGAGUGUCCCACAUACAAGACCUUGCUAAGGGCCGGUACUUUGUCCACUACUGGACACUCUACCAACUACGUGAUGACUAUAGAAUUGGCCACGCAUAAACCUCAAGCGCAUUGGAUCAAGCGAGGAGUGGCGUUGUUUUGCGCACUAGAUUAUUAAAGCUAGUUUUAAUUAGCAUAGAUCUAUUAAAAUAUGUACUUGUUUAAAUGAAAUCAAUUGUUUUAUUGCUGCCG
Molecule: messenger RNA, 8611 nt
Organism: Chilo suppressalis (striped riceborer)
Lineage: Eukaryota; Metazoa; Arthropoda; Insecta; Lepidoptera; Crambidae
Source: the annotation of a GenBank genome assembly